This is a messenger RNA of Marchantia polymorpha subsp. ruderalis, 1142 nucleotides long. NCBI's taxonomy places the organism in Eukaryota, Viridiplantae, Streptophyta, Marchantiopsida, Marchantiales, Marchantiaceae. The record is from the annotation of a GenBank genome assembly.
CUGACAAUAGCGAAAGAGCUUCGAGCGUUUUUCGGCAAAGCAUCGUCAAGAAGACGGGGCUUGGCUGUGCCUUCUUGUCCGUAGAAGACAACCGCCACGAGCGUCUCGAAAGCAGACCUGCGCGAGAAAGGAAUCGAAUUGCGCGUUGUCGCCCCUUUCAGACUUCGCGGGCAGUUGAGGUUCGAGACAUUCUGGAGCUCCGGAGGCAAUUCUGGGAAAGCUCACAACGAUCAUUGUGCCCCCGAUCAGGCAGUGGGCUUCGUGUGAAUGUUGUGGCGAGUGUGAACCCUACUCUUGAAGGCCACGCCCAGAGCGUUGAGGUUUCAGGACAGUCAGAGUAUCACGGGGAUGGUCUGUGUGUGAAUUGUGGGGAUGUAAAUUCGUGCAAGACGAAAUGCAGAACGAUAUCGUUCCAGUGAAGGAUGUGGGACUGAAGGAGACGGAUGGAGGUCGACAGCGAUUUGAAUUGGAGCUUGAAUUCGUGCAGUGCCUUGCUAACCCCACUUACAUCCACUACUUAGCUCAAAAUCGGUACUUCGAUGACGAAGCGUUUGUGGGCUACUUGAAGUACUUACAGUACUGGCAACGUCCGGAGUACGCCAAAUUUAUCGUAUAUCCACACACACUGUUCUUUCUUGAAUUACUUCAGAGUGCACAGUUCCGCACUGCAAUGGCGCACCCAGUCAACAAGGAGGUAGCACAUCGACAACAAUUCUACUUCUGGAAGCAUCAUAGGAACAAUCGCUUGAAACACAUAUUACCACGACCUAUUCCCGAAGAACCUGCUCCACCUCCACCAGCUCCUCUCGCACAGCCGGCAGUGCCUCCUUCAGUUCCUGUGAAGGCAGAAGGCACAACAAGGGCAGGAGUGGGUGAACGGAGGAAGCGGAAGUAUACCAAUUAAUUUCUUAUACAUGUAUAUUUUAGUUGUUGUUGAAUAGUGAUAAACACUAGUGAUAAAGUAGUCACAAGGUAUGGUAAAUGAUGAGGGAAAGUCCUCAAAUAGUGAACGAGGUAUCAAUCUUCCGCCUAUUUGACUCUAAGUGGGAGUACAGACAAGGUUAGAGAACCGCUUGUAUAUGAUUCUUCUUUUGAAACGGUGACGUUGCAAACGAUUUUUUUCCCCACGGGCUUUGUGAAUG